This is a messenger RNA of Aspergillus oryzae RIB40, 465 nucleotides long. RefSeq lists its product as uncharacterized. The record is from RefSeq and is a predicted model, not a curated record. The transcript has 2 exons. Lineage: Eukaryota; Fungi; Ascomycota; Eurotiomycetes; Eurotiales; Aspergillaceae. Gene Ontology annotation, molecular function: syntaxin binding. The coding region runs from base 1 to 465 and encodes 154 amino acids.
AUGACAUUCAAGACGUUAUGGCUGCCAAGGGCAAUCCUCGGAGUGAGAAAGUUGACAUUGACCUGGACGAAGCGUAAGUACUGUUAUCCAGCAAGGCAAUAUCUGUUGCUGAGGGUUUCGUGCUUUAGACUACGUGUCAAGAUCAAGACCAUUGGCGAGAAAUUCGAGACGCGGGAAGUGCAUUACAAGUCACUCUUGCGCAGCAAGGACGCGGAGAUACAGAGCCUCACUGCUAAGUAUGAAGAGCAACGCCGUGCUGCCGAGAACGAGGCCGCUCGCUGUCGGGCUUUAAGUUCACAAGUUUCUACGUUUUCACAUACCGAGGCCGAGUUACGCAGCCAGCUCAACAUCUACGUGGAGAAGUUCAAGCAGCAACGAAUUGUUUCUGACUUUUCGCAAAGAAAUGGAAGAAAUGUCGAAAAAGACGAAACGCUUGGAAAAGGAAAAUCUCACCCUCACCCGUAA